UAAAACAUAUUGUUAUAAGUGUUUCUCACCGUAGGAAGAAAAUACAGAGGUAAGGUAAACUAUAAACACAUCGGCUUAAAGUACAGUUACUCAUAGCAUCUCAAAAGUUGCAUCAAACUUUACUGGUUUUGAUGUUAUCUAGUUGGAAGGGUAAGUGUUUGUGUGGAGACACAGUGUUCCAGGUGGCAGCUCCAUGUGCAGCCAGUAGGGGGAAUCGACUGCUCGCGCUGAAGCCAUCCCCUCUGUCUCCACUCCUCUACUCCUCUUCCCUGCCUUCUCCCAGGUUGUGGAAACGCUGCAGCCCGCUGGUCUGUGUCUGGAUCCCUCUCUCGCUCAAAGACCCUCCCACCGCCUGGGCUCGGAAGGAGGAGGCAGUCUGCUCUGCUCGCAGCCUCGGACGAGCCCCCUUUACCACCCUGUCAGUGUGGAGGAGAAGGAGAGAGAGAGAGAGAGAGAGAGAGAGAGAGAGAGAGAGAGAGAGAGAGAGAGCAGCUGUGACAGAGAGAAAGAGAACGAGGCAGGCUGCUUAGAGGAGUGAGAGAGCCAAGGAAGAAAUAAGGAACACAUUUUACAAGAGCAGAAAGAGGGAGGAUCGCAGACGAGGGACUCCUUCUCCACUGGACACCCAGGACACAGUCACUGUGUUUUUUUUUCACUCAUCUACUAGCUGGAACUCAGUGGAUUGACUAACCAACCAGUGGAUUUUCUUUUUUAAUAUACUCUUGUGUCACAUCGUUCAGAAACUGGGAUCUCUGUUCUCCGUCCUCUCGCUGGCUCAACCCCUACAGACUGAGAUUGCUUUCUGUGUCUGUGCUCAGCUCUCGGGUUGUGAUUCUGCCCCCCCCCCCUUCACUCAAAGUGCAUCUGUCGGCAACCGGCGGUGAGGAUAUCUCCCCCUCUGUCAAACAGGACAGCACGCAGCCACCGUCGAAUCAGGCUCCAGAGGCGAGAGGAGAAAGUGUGUGCAUGUAAGAGAGAGAACGAGAGAGAGGGGCAGUGAGAGAGAGUCAGAUUCACAGUGUGUUUGAGAGAGAGGCAGAUUAAAGCCCAGGCGAAAGACUGGAGAGAAACAGCUUAAAUAGAGAAGUGAACCUAUACGUCCUCUCCCGUUUUCCUCACCAUUCCUUUCCUCUUCCUCUCCUUCUCCUCUUCCUCUCCCAUUUUCCAACAUUCAUAGGACUGCCAGAGCUACUGCCACCUGCACCUCCUCGCGUCUUCUCUUUCCUCUUCUUCCUCUACCUCACCCUUAUUACUAUCCGAUAGCGGUCUCGGUUCGAGCACUUGUGGAAAUAUUUCCAUUGAACUGGCAGCGAGAGACCGAGUGAGGAUCCAUCUGAUCCUGAGUCUCAGUAAGGCACAGUUCACCAGGAGCUUCCCCGUCAGAGGCGGACCUUCUCCCAGCCACUGUCCACCACGCAGACCCAGCCUUCUCCCUGGAGGACCAGCUUGCGACACAGUGGUGCGGACAGCGAAGACAGGAAUUGCACAGUCCCCUCCGUUGCCUCUACCCCAUUGCUAGCUACUUGGCAGCUCCCGCCCCCGUGUCACCAUUCCCUGCCUCAGUGCUAAGGAUUCCAGCUACAUGGGCAAGCGAUUGGAGCAGCAGCCAAUGUACCCUCAGUACACCUACUACUACCCCCACUAUCUCCAGACCAAGCAGCCCUAUGCUCCACCCCCUCAUCCCAUGGCUCCUCCCAGCCCUAGCACCAACAGCUGCAGCCAGGGAGGGGCGGAGCAGCUGAGUAAGACCAACCUGUAUAUUCGAGGCCUGCCACCUGGGACCACCGACCAGGAUCUCAUCAAACUCUGCCAACCGUAUGGAAAAAUAGUGUCAACCAAGGCCAUUCUGGAUAAGAACACUAACCAGUGCAAAGGUUAUGGCUUUGUGGAUUUUGACAGUCCAGCUGCAGCACAGAAGGCCGUGUCGUCUCUCAAAGCCACCGGAGUGCAGGCCCAAAUGGCCAAGCAACAAGAGCAGGACCCCACCAACCUAUACAUCUCCAACCUGCCAGUGUCUAUGGAUGAGCAGGAGCUGGAGAAUAUGCUGAAGCCUCUGGGUCACGUCAUCUCCACGAGGAUACUGAGGGAUGCCAACGGGGUCAGCAGAGGAGUCGGCUUCGCCAGGAUGGAGUCUACAGAGAAGUGUGAAGUAGUGAUACAGCAUUUCAAUGGAAAGUACCUGAAAACCCCGCCAGGCAUUCCAGCUCCCACGGAGCCUUUGCUGUGCAAAUUUGCCGACGGAGGGCAAAAGAAACGCCAAAGCCAGAGCAAGUACCCUCAGAACGGGAGGCCGUGGCACAGAGAAGGCGAGACUGGCAUGGCGUUAACAUAUGAUCCUGCUGCAAUGCAGAAUGGGUUCUACUCCUCGCCUUAUAGCAUCGCCACCAACCGCAUGAUCGCACAGACCUCCAUCACGCCCUUCAUCGCUGCUUCCCCCGUUUCCACAUAUCAGGUCCAGAGUACGUCAUGGAUGCCUCAUCAACAAUAUGUUAUGCAACCUACAGGUGCAGUGAUCACGCCAGCCAUGGACCACACUAUGUCCAUGCAGCCUGCCAGCAUGAUGGGGCCUCUCACCCAGCAGAUGAACCAUCUGUCCCUGGGCACUACAGGAAGUUACAUGACUGCUGCAGCCGCCGCGGCGCCUAUGCAAGGGACCUACAUUCCCCAGUACACUCCUGUGCCUCCAACAGCCGUCCCUGUCGAAGGAGUGGUGACAGACGCCUCACCCCAGACAGUGGCUCCUUCAUCACAGGAGGUGGCUGGCCAGCAGCAACAGAUCCAGGUGGACAGUGCUGCCGACCAUGUUCCUGCUUACUCAUACCAGUCCAAAUAGCAACGGCCUGAGCGAAUGUUCCUGUGACAGCGUUGCCUUGAGACAGAAGGUGGCUGCACUGUGAAUGUGAGGAAAAGAGAAAAGAAAGAGAUUGCUUCCAGAUUGCCCAGGCACCAAAAAAGAGACACUUUUUUCAUUUCCUACCUGGCCUACAAGAAAAAAAAAAUCAAGAAGGAGGCAAAGAGUACUGAGGAAAGGGGAUGGGGAAAUUGCUGGGCACAGUGCAAAGAAGUGAAAUUGUUUAGUCUGGGAACCUGGCUGAAGGGCUGGGCUGAAGCUUGAAAAGUUUCUCAAAGAAAAUUCUCAACCGAUUAAAAAAAAAAAAAGAAAAAAUAACAAAACAAAAAAAAAAGGUUGAAUGCGCAGGUAGGUGAUGAAGUUUAUUUUGUAAUUAGAAAAAGGGGAGUCAAGUUUGAGAUACACACAGAGAUUGUCUUCCUCAGAUAUUAAGCUACAAUUUCUUUUCAGUCUUUUUAUGUUCUAGUGUUAAAUCUUAGUUUUCUAGAUAUAUUCAAAAACAAAGUGUUUUUUUUUCUUUCUUGAAUCUUCAUGGCCUUAAUUUGAAGGGCGCCAGAAACUUUUUACAGAGUUAAAGUCUGUCGUCUGGUUGGGGGUAAAAAAAGCAAACAAAAUCAGUCUCUUGGACCACGUGGAGGGUACAAGACACUGGAGAGGUUGUUCUAAAGAGGAAAAAAGAAUCUAUCACAUAAGCUGUACAGAUUUAAUAGAGAAGAGCUUUUUUCUUUUCUUCAUUAGAAGAAAACUUUGAUAAUUAUUAUGUCAGAGGUAACUAAGUGUCAGAAGAAAACAAAAUGUCUGUUGGGGAAAAAAAGACUCAAGGGGGGGAAGAUGAAGCUUUGAAGAGAUUUUUCACAAUGAGGAAAAAAGAAAACAUAAGAAAACAUGCUGCAUUGUGGAUGCAGUCUGUUGCAAAUGCUGAACUUGUUUUUUAUUAUCAUUAUUAUUUUACAUGGCGAAGUUGCUGUCGAUGACAUUAGUGCUUUUUAUCUGCCACAUUUUACCUUUUUAUGAGCUUUAAGAUGUUUUUAGCCCGCUUUGCUUGUCACACUGCGAAAAGAAAAAAAAAAAGAAGAAGAAAAAAAUUAUAAAAUGAACAAAAAAAAAAGCUACAGAAAAAUUCUGGCAGUAAAAUAAAAACAGUAGAUUCAGUAGGAGCUUAUGGUUUAAACCAAUCAGUGCAAAAGCAAUAGAAGAAAUUGUUGACAAUUUCUGUAGUCUUUCCUAGUUGUGGAUCAAAUGCAGCCCAUGGAUGGCCAUUUUUAUACCAAAGAUGAAGAGACACUCUGAACCAGAGUUUUUUUUCUCUCUCUCUUUUGUUUUCCUUUAUUUUGUCGUUUUUUUCCCUUUUCAUUUUUCAGUUUGAUUUUGUUGUUGUUGAUGUUGUUGCUGUUGUUGAUGUUAAUGUUGAUAUUGUUGUUGUUGUUGUUGCUGUUGUCGUCGUUUUUUUAUUUGACCUUGAUGGCCGGACCAGUCCUUACUAUCCUUCCUGACAUGUUCUUUUCACCGGGUUUAAAGAUGGUUUUUCAUGCUUGUCCGAGCUGUCACACACACACACACACACACACACACACCUGUACACACACACACACAUGCGUCUAAACAUGCUUACAAACUCUUCCACAUACAUCAGACAGUAUUUAAACGUGUGACACGGCCGGUGGCAGUCGUACCAAAAGUCCUUUUUCUUCACCUCCUCUUCUCGUCUUUUCGUUUGAUUUCAUGCCGUGGGUGCGUUUCACCUCUAUCUCUCUCAGAUCCUGCAGGGAAAACUUUAGGAAACAGACGUGGGGAAUGUUGCUAUUCACGCUCCGUGGUCACUGAUACAUCACUUUUGUCUCUCUCGCUGAUUUCUGUCUGUCUCUUUAUCUCUUUGAUCCAACCACAACUAACUCAACCAUCUCUCAGUGUUCUAAGCUUCAGUUGCUGCUGUUUGACCUUCUGUUGAUCGCUGUGUCAUUUGGACACGGUUUCUAUUUAUGUACUCAGAAUAACUCCAGAUGAGUCCCGUUUGCUGCAUGUUGUAUGUCUGGUAAGUUUUGAAGAAGUAUUCAAUAAUGAUUGCAUAAAUUUUAUGGCACUGACCUCAUGUUUCUGGCAGCCAACGUUAUUUAAAGGAAUAGUUUAACAUUUAGGGAGAUGCUCGCUUUCUUCAGAAGUCACAUAAAAACAUUGAUUCUCUUGUGGGAAUAGUAAAUAAGAACCUACAACCAGCAGCUGGUUAGAUUAGCUUAGCACAGAGUCUGUGCAGUGGUAACAAAAAGUCACCUACCAGCAGCUCCAAAGCUCACUAAUAAACAUGUUGCAUCUCAUUUGUUUUAUACAAAAACCAGUGUAAGUGGUUGUGUACUUUUUUUUUACACUGGUUCAGUGACUACCUGGUGUCUUUUCGUCACUGUGAAGCUGACAUUCGUCCAAUAGAGACUCCAGGAAGCUACUGUGAAGAGAUGUUAGACUAUUCCUUUAAGAUACACUCAGACAGAGGCAGAAGUGACUCUUUGACUCGCUGAGAAGAGAACUCAAAACCCAGUGACUCCCAUUUGCAUUGUAGGAAUGCUGUCACUACCGUGUGCUGCGUUGUGACACUAACAAGGCAGGAAGCGUGUUUAAAAGCUAGAGGAGCACUGAUUGUCUUGAACAUCCCCCUGAUCACUGGCUCAGCACAAGGUCAGCACACCUGUGGGAACUAACUAGACUCCUCACCAGCUGUAAGGAAAUGCUGAUGGCAGCUCCGUCUUCGACCCCUCCACUGAGUGUCAGUUACACCCCGAGUUGUCCCAAUUUGUUGCACAAACAGCCCCAUCCCCUCUGAUCCCGUCUUUCCAUCCCUGAGCCGCAUGAGGGUUUCCAGUGAUUUCAUCUCCGAGGAUUGUGCCUUCAGAAAUUGCCUGUGGGACGGCGGCCAUUUCUGCCGGCAUUACAGCAGCCUGUGUGUCUGCUCCGUUCGCCCUCCUGCUCUGCCCCGACUGUUGGUGCUCCAGCACUAAAAAGCCCCCCGCUUCAGUGGCACCAUUAAUGUGCCAUGGCCGAGCCAGGCUCCUUUGCUCUCAUUUUCCCUCGCUGUCAUUCUCUCCCUUCGUCCCCCCCUCGCUCUCACGCUCUCUCUGAGGUUUCUUCUCUUUAUUGGAUGGUGCAGAAGCAGAACCACAAACCAAUUUCAGUCACUCUCGCAAUGAGGCUUGACGGGCCCAAUUUGUCUCCCUCCGGGGCAAUAGGAUCCACUCCAGCGUCCCUCAAAAGACCCCUUUCUUCCAGACGGAGAGGGAGCUUUUUGUUUGGUGACAAUUGCAAUUGAGCUCUUGCAGUUCAUGUGACUCACUGCGAUCCGGAGUCACUGAUGGUGUGCACAUUGCGGGCAAACUGUGUCAUCACGCAACAGUCAUGUAACAAUCAAAGUAUACAUCGAGUGCCUUUUAACAAAGCUUCCAAAUGAUUCCAAAUUAAACGCGGAACAGUUAAAGCAAAGCACACGGAAGAGCUUGUUAAAGAAGUUGUGCUAAGGACGAAUAUCGAAGCUACUUUAUGGUGCUAAAGAUGAAGCCGUCUUGAGCUUCUGCCUUCGUUGUGUUCACUGAUCUCUGUGACGAGCUGGCCGCUGCUCACCCUUUGGCCGCUGGUGUCACUCCUUACCGGCCACAAAAAGAAACCGGUUCCUCAAGUGAGCUGCACUGUUAAAGCCAUACGUGUGUUUUAUUUCCUUUUCAGUCACACGAUAAAUGCGUGCUGCAGAUUCUUGUCUUCCAUCUGCCGACAGAGGUCAGAAGCCACAUGUGUCGUUCAAACCGUCUCCGAGUGACUGUUCGGCUAUUUAUUGCCCAAUCAAAUCAACACAUGUCUUCUUCCUUUCAUCCGAUCUGCCACUCAACAUCUGCUUUCACUUGCCUUCAGGCUACGAUUUGCUCUUAUCUCCCAGUGAAUAACUCUCCUCCCACGUUACCGUCUUUAACGGCUAACAUCUGACAAAUGUUGGGUUUUAGGGGUCCCUGAUGUGCCAACCCUGCUCAUCUGUUCACCACUGUUACUUAAACUCACUGUAUUCCAUUUCUCGAUCAUUUUCAAGUGUCCUGAUGAAACAACAGAGCUGCUACACUAUAACUUUACCAGUUUUAAGCUAGUAUGUGUGUGUCCGUGUGCAUGUGUUUUUCUUAAUGUCUCAACUUUCACCAGGGUUGUGAAUACAGCAUAGCUAAAGCCACGUUCUCUCGACUUUUACAGCUGCUGUUUUGUAGAGUACAGAGGACAUUUUGAAGCUUAAUAGGACUCAUAAUGCAGGAGUUGCACAUCAGAGAGCAGAGCGUCCUACAAAUGGCCUGAGAUUCAGUCGUAAUGGCAUUAUGGGAAAUAGGAUUACAAAUAGCCAAGAGAUUAUGGGGGGGAAGAAAUGCACAACAAAGAAUAUCGGCUCUAUUUUGCUAAUGGAGAUUCAGGAAAGAAAAAGAUGUUAGGGCAGGUGUUUGCUACUAGUGCACAGUGCUAAUAUUUCACACAGUUCUGAGAGAUUACCCAACAAACAAAAACGGCUUUUUCUUAAUAGCACAAUGGCAUAAUGUACCUUUUCUGAAUACAAAUACCUUGUUGGAAGUGUACACAAGGCAUGCCUGCAAUUUUAAGGAGGCUGGAGCAGAAAUGUGCUCCCAGUCAGUCUAUGUGUCAGCACAAACCAGGAGCCGGCUACACCAGGGGAGAAAGUGUAGAAGAAGAGAAAAAAAAAAAAAAAGACAGGGUGAUCAUUAGCUCCUGUUGCCGGGCAGAAGUGGUCGUAGCCUGGAGUUGCAGCAGUGUGUUUCCUGUCCACGACUCCAGGGGGUGACCAGCAUGACCCCCAGCUAAUUAGCAACACAUUCCCUUCCUUUCUUAGUCCGUCACACCAACACCUCCUCUACUGUUGUUGUACACAGGCGCUAAUUAUUUUGCACCCUGCUCGAUCUUGACUUGUGUAUCCGACGUACUUCGCUGUCAGCCGUCAUUCCUCGUCAGUCAUGUCCUCAGCUGUCCUCUUCCUCGAGUUCCUUUGCAGCUUUUGGAGGAAAACAAGAGUCCGGUUGGUUGAUCUCUCGUCAUUGUUGUCUCAUCUCACCUGCCUCAUGGAUCUCGGACCCCACUUCACCAGAUUUGUGACAUGUUGCACGAACCUUGUAGGACUUUUUGCAAGACGCUUUUCUUUGUCAUUGCGAUCUAACAAGUGGCUUUUGUGAAACAGGCCGCUGAAUUUUAAUGCCUACAUUCUCUCUCAACAGGGACACCCAGUUGGAGGGUUGAUGUCCUUGUUGGCACGUCAUUUAUAUCGCUGAGCAUCCCCGCUAGAACACUCUUUACGGUUUGAAGGAUCUGUUUGCCGCCACAGUGCCAGGAAGUAAAGUUUAUGCAAUCAUGUGCUAAAUUUAGCAUAUUUUCGUGAUUAAACAUUUAUCUGUCAAUGCAGCAAAUCUCACUCAUCUGCAGCCCCAGUGAAAUUGAAUCUGAAUUUUCUGUUUGAUGCAGGAAGACGGGGAAAAUACUGUACAUUCAGAGCAAAAACAUUUAAUCUCCCUUCAGUGUCCUUUGGAAUAACUCUCUACAAGGUAACUCUGAUCUUCUGUGAGACUCCUGAUGAAAUACGGAUCUUGAGAGUUUCUCCAGUGUCAGUCUUUCAAGGCGAGGUGCUUAUUUCACUGCCUUUUUUAAAGAGGGGGAAAAAAAACACAACUUUCCGUCCCUGUACUCACCAUUUCUCACAAUCACUGCCGCCAUCCCUAAAUCUGACAGAAAAUCACUCAUGAGGUGUGUCUGCCUCGCUGUUACAGGAGUAAACUCAUUAGAUGUAUUACAUGUCAUGCUCAGUUGUCGUGAGGCUCUCGUGGAUUCAUCCUGUCGUGAGCGGAGUCGUAGCCAUUUUCCACGUCGAUUCUCGUGUUUUGUUUUUUUUUUUGUGGAAAAACAGUAGUUCAGAGUUACUCUCGCAGACUGUCUCUCACAGCAGAGCGUAAAGGAGAACUGUGGCUCAAUAACUCAUCACAGACCAGCACAUUCACACACACACACACACCAUGCAGUGGGAAAAUUGCUCAAACUAUCCCCCCCACUAGAGCGAGGCCCUGUGCUUUUAAUUGAUGCUUCGGUCCACCUUUGAUGAGUGCUAUCGAUUGGCCACGCAGCCCCAGGAGCUCAGCCACUCAGCCCUUGUGGAGUUCAAACAUCUCCCCGAGAAAUACAGAAUCUAACAAUCACUAGGAAAUGACCGAACAGAUUAUUUUGAGACAGCCAGCACAGAAAGUGCAUUAGGCCUUGGACUCAUGCACCAGAUUGUUUUUUAGAAAAAGAAAAAGAGGAACUAUUUAUUAGGACAGCAGAGCGGUUUUUAAUUUUACAUUUUUUGUCAGUUUUUCUCUUUUGUUUUUUUUUGUUUGUUUGUUUUUCACUUUUCUUUGUUUCGGCGCCGAGGAGGACAUGGUCACGCCUCGCACACGCUGCUCGGUGUGUGUGAUCUUUGAGAAAUUAUCUGUACAUCUGUGGAUGUUAGGAUUUGACUUGGGUUUUAUGAGUUGUUUUUCUCUCUCUCUCUCUCUCUGAUGAAGCUUUCAAUAAAAAAAUGUGGAGAAAAAAAAGCA
Molecule: messenger RNA, 9438 nt
Organism: Acanthochromis polyacanthus (spiny chromis)
Lineage: Eukaryota; Metazoa; Chordata; Actinopteri; Pomacentridae
Gene: rbms3
Product: RNA binding motif, single stranded interacting protein
Exons: 14
Coding region: 1583-2833 (416 amino acids)
Cellular component (GO): cytosol; ribonucleoprotein complex; nucleus
Molecular function (GO): mRNA 3'-UTR binding; poly(A) binding; poly(U) RNA binding
Source: RefSeq, a predicted model, not a curated record